UGGGCCGCGCUUCCGCCUCCCUCCCGUCCUCCGUCGCCACGUGACGCGCUGCCGUUUCCUACGUGACUCCCCGGGCCGGUCUCGCGAGGUUUGGGGGGCGGCGCCGCCUGGAGCAGCGCCGGGGCGAGCGGGGGCUGCGGAGGCCGGAGCCGGGAGCGGAGCCGCCGCGGGAGCAGCCCGAGGAGCCCGCAGGCCGGUAUUUCUCAGGAGGAAAUUCCAUCCCCUUAGAACUCAGGAGCCCCGCCAAGAUGUCGGAUAGCGAAGACAGCAACUUCUCCGAGGAUGAGAGUGAGCGGAGCAGCGAGGCGGAGGAGGUAGAGAACGAGGCAGAGGAGGAGCGUGCCAGUGUCGCGGGCAGCGAGAAGGAGGAGGCUGAGGAGGAGGAAGAGGAGGAGGAAGAAGACUACGAUGAGGAGGAAGAGGAGGACGAUGAUGAUCGGCCGGCAAAGAAGCCCAGACAUGGAGGGUUCAUCUUGGAUGAAGCCGAUGUGGACGAUGAAUACGAAGACGAGGACCAGUGGGAGGACGGCGCGGAGGACAUUCUGGAGAAAGGUAAGGCUGUGCCCUCCUCGGGAGGAUCGGCUGGGGAUUCAGUGCAACCCCCGGGGCAUGUCCCCCAUUUUCAGCUAGCUCUGGGGGAAAUAGGGGUCUGCUCUUUAGCCUCCCCGGUGCGAGGCAGGAUGGGGUGUUAGCAGGACUCUCCAGUAUAGACAUUCCAGGUGCGAUGUUCCUGGGUUCCCCAUCUGCUAGUUGAGGGUAAUGCUCCUGUUUCCCAGGGGGAGUGGCUGCUGUUUAGCCAGGGACCAGCCCCUUCUCAAGCUGGAUUGCAAGCCCUGUGGGAUGAGACUGACCAGGGGGCUUUGGGGAUGGGAUGUUGCAGGACAUCCUGUCUGUCUCCCCCAACCCCAGUGCCGUUGCUUUGCUCCUUAUUGUGUCACUCCUCUGCAUGCCCCUCCCCAUCAGCGAACGGUGGAGAACAUCGUUUUACUCCUUUUGAUUUUCCUUUUGCUGAGGAAGAGCUGCGGGGCCCGUGCGGAGGGAGGGAGGCAGGAAUGCUGGCAAGCAGAGCCCUGUAAACCGAUCCCUGCGGCCGGCGGGAGAGGAGCCAUCAAAUCCCAUCGCGGCUGGGAAGCCACUUAAAGGCUGAUCUGCUGCCUGGUUCCUGACAUGUCCCCUCCCCGUCAGAGGGGAAAUCUUCCCUCUCUGCUGCCUUUCCAAAAGACAGGGUGGUCUAGUGGUUAUGGAGUCAGCUAGCCCUAGGUCUGGGAGGGGUGUACACAGAGGGGCUGGGAGCAGGACUUCUGGGCUCUAUUCUCAGCCCUGUCACUGAGUUGCUAUGUUAGGAAGUCACUUCCCCUCCCCGUGCCUCAGUUUCCCUUCACCUAAAACAGCAGGUACUCUAAUAUUCCUCUGUACUGCGCGAUGACGGUUGUCAAUCCACAGAAAUGUGACACUGUGUGGGUUUCGGCGCUCUCGAUUAGCUCCAGCUCACAGCUCCCCUGAGAUUAGGCGGAGGGAGAGGGGAGCUGGCAAUACGUUGCCUAAUUUGCCUUUUAAGAUCACUUGCCGAAGUUGUACUAACGUUCUGGCAGAAGAUUGGGGGCUUUAUGUAGGAGGUGCCACUGCAGUAGCAGCCUCAGCAGGUCCCAGAAGAGGUGUUAACCCUGUACUUGUGAUGGCCCAUAAAGUUGUAGGUGUAGAUUUAUUAGGAAAGUGGCUGCUCCCUGCAUCUGCUCCCUGUGCGCUGAGAAUCCUCUCUGCUAAAUUUAGGGACAUAAAGAAAUUUUGGCUACUACUUGCCCCGGCUCGCUCCGGAGAAGCCAGCACAGCUCCGAGAGAAGGAGCCGGUUUCUAGUCUGGCUCGUGUAUCAUCAAAAUGAUUGAUAACCGAGCUGUGAUCACAGAGCCGAAUUCCGCAGCAGCCAGUGAGGUUGCAUAAGUGGAACUGGGGACAGAAUUUUUAUCUUCGGGUCAGGCAUCAUCUUUUUGUUCUUUGUACAGCACCUGGCACAAUGGGGUCCUGGGCUAUGACUAGGGGUCCUAGGCCCACCGUAAUAUGCCUAAUAGCAAUAAAAAUGUACAGCAGCCAACACAACAGGAUUUCUGGUCCGUGACUGAGGGUCCGAGGCAUUACAGCAAUACACACAAUUCAUAAUAGUGCACAAGUGAAGAAGUUUGGCCGAUCUUAGUGUGAAUGUUUGAGCCUGGCAGCGUGAGUAACCAUGGAGUGACGGGGUCUCUCAGAUGCUGAGUUUGCUUUAGUUGGGUUUUUUUUUUUUUUUUUUUAAGCCCCUCUUCAAAGUAGAAUGUUGCUCCAAAUUGGGGCCAGAAAACGUGGAAGUUUUGCCAGAAUCUGGGAAUGGAUGACAGGGGAUGGAUCACUUGAUGAUCACCUGUUCUGUUCAUUCCCUCUGGGGCACCUGGCAUUGGCCACUGUUGGAAGACAGAAUACUGAACUAGAUGGACCCUUGGUCUGACCCAGUCUCAUGUUCUUAUGGAAAGUUUGGAAAACUUCAGAAGUGUCUCUUGUGUCGAUCCAACUUUUUUUUCACUAGAAAUUUCAGAAAAAUAGUUUUGUUUUGGACACAUGAACUUUCAGCAAAAAAUCCCCUGCCCCAUUGGUUCUGGAGACAUAACCCUCCAUGUGUGAUUAAGCUGACCCGUCAGAACUGAUCACUCGAAAAGCCACUUAGACUGACCAGCAGGUCGAUUUUUUUUUUUUUUUUUU
Messenger RNA from Trachemys scripta elegans, 2728 nucleotides. RefSeq names its product transcription elongation factor SPT5-like. The record is from RefSeq and is a predicted model, not a curated record. Bases 249 to 692 code for a protein of 147 amino acids. The transcript is spliced from 4 exons. NCBI's taxonomy places the organism in Eukaryota, Metazoa, Chordata, Testudines, Emydidae.